AUGCCCCUCCGCAUUACUUCUGCUCCCGUCUCUGGUAUCAAAAAGAAAAAAAGCAGCACGCCCCGCAGUCGUGCUUCUCCCUUCGCCAGCCAUGCCCGCACGAAACCGUCGGCACGCAGAGAUGUUCAAGCUACAGACAACUGUCGCUCCGGCACUGACGAGGUUGAUGGUGGUGCCUUGAGUGAUUCGGGGCCGCUGGCAGAUGUUGGUAUCUCCCGACAUGUCGCUGACACUGCAAACCUCGACGAUGUUCUUCAGGCUAUGCGAUAUAUAAAGGAUUCGAUGUUUGAGGAUCUGCCUGCUCGGGCAGGAAUGAAUAGUACACGUAUUGCUGAAGUGUUGAAUCUACGUCGCUUGCUGCCACCGUUAGUAUCGGUUGCACAUGUUCACACAGUGCUUCAAGCGCCAACCCAGGUGGAGCGGGAAAUUGUGUCACUUUUAAACUCCGGUCAUCUGCGGCGUCUCAUUGUGCCUGGACGAGGGAAUGAUGCGGCGGGAUUGGGGGAUUGCCUCAUCUUGGCAGAUGACUUGACCAUACUUGUACAAGAUAGUAAUGACCUCGACCAAAACUUGAAAGAUCGCUUUAUUCAUGUCAUUGGUCAACUCACUAAUACAACUGCGAUGCCUGCAAUGACUUUCUCGCCGGCGGAGUCCAUGGCCCUGGUGCGGGCAGGGUUCCUUGUAACCGCAUCAUCGCUGUCAAAAGGUUCAUUGAAUGUUGCGUCUCUUCCCGAACUGUCUCCAGCGGCGUCAGGCCAAUCCAGUGAUGCGAUUCAGGCUAGCCGUGCUAGUCAAUCACGCGCACCCACUUUCUUCUUGUCGCUUCCUAAUACCGGACCUUACCUUCGGCUGUUAAACGCUGGUCGCUCGCAUUUAAUAACUUUGCUAAAGAAGUCAAAGUAUCAUGAAGCUCCUCUCACCCUCCUGCGUGACCGUUGGGAUGGUUCUGUUGAGAUAGGCCAGAGUUUCUCUGUAGCAAAACGGCUCAGAGGCGAGUUCAGCGGAGUCCUUCCAGGUCGGACGAAGAAAUGGAAGCAAUUCUAUGGGAUGAACUUUCGCUGGAUCUUAGAGCAUUCUCUCGGUGCUGGACUCGUUGAACUUUUUGACACUGGGAGCGUAGGGCCCGCCGUUCGGUGUUUAUAA
Molecule: messenger RNA, 1143 nt
Organism: Talaromyces proteolyticus
Lineage: Eukaryota; Fungi; Ascomycota; Eurotiomycetes; Eurotiales; Trichocomaceae
Product: serine-threonine protein kinase 19-domain-containing protein
Exons: 2
Coding region: 1-1143 (380 amino acids)
Biological process (GO): protein phosphorylation; positive regulation of Ras protein signal transduction
Molecular function (GO): protein serine/threonine kinase activity
Source: RefSeq, a predicted model, not a curated record